GAGUAUCAUACCCAUAUUCUAAAUCAUCACCCAAUUUCUUCAACUUGCUCAAAGAAGCUCUUAUAAUCCCUUACAAAUCAACCAACAUGAUUGCAUUCUGUUUCCUGGCCUCCAUUCCUCUAUUUUGCUCCUUGGUUUUCCACGAACUGAUGCUUCGACAAGCACUCGUCGUCGUUUCCGAUAUACUGAGAGAACCUGAUGUCGAAACGAUGGCGAAUGGUUUCUUCUACAAACUGGUUCCACUGGCUCUUUACCGGCUGCUUCUACUUCAUCUACCGGAGCUCUGCGUCUCAGUGGUUACCGUUGAAUUAGCAUCGAGAACGUAUACGAAGGGAAAACCGAUUACAAUGGCGGAAAUGGUACAAUUACUUGUCGACCAAGAAAGGUGUAGAGGCAUCAUUGUCACUUCUACAUACGUUCACUUCCUUUCGACCGGUUUUAUGCUCGUGUCAACGUGGUUAGUGACGAGCUACUAUACCAUUGUGAUGAGCUUUUUCUAUAAUGCUUUCACUGCUGCAUUUCUUCGAAUGCUUAGCGUAGCUCUGCUAGUGAAAUUUUUAGAAUGGAUGGCUGUAUGGAAUGUGGGAAUCGUGGUCUCGGUGUUGGAGGGGAUACACGGGGCCAAUGCUCGGGGACGCUCAGUUGAUCUUUGCCGAGGCAGCGAGAGACGAGGGUUCGGGUUGAUGCUCGUGUGUUUCGUGUGGGGUAUCUGUUCACGGUUCGUUUGUUUCUACGGGGGAGGCCAUGAGAAAAGGUGGAGAAUGUUUGCAGGAGUUAGCUUGAUUUGCAUGGGGAAGGUGAUGAAAUGGAUGGUUUGUGUGAUCUAUUACUGUCAAUGCAAAGAAGCUACCUUGGAGAGGGUUGAUGAUGAAGAAAAUUGUUCUUCGACCGACGGUUCGAUAUUCCGAGUAGGAAAAUAA
Hibiscus syriacus is the source of this 920-nucleotide messenger RNA. RefSeq lists its product as uncharacterized. The transcript has a single exon. Lineage: Eukaryota; Viridiplantae; Streptophyta; Magnoliopsida; Malvales; Malvaceae. The record is from RefSeq and is a predicted model, not a curated record. The coding region runs from base 87 to 920 and encodes 277 amino acids.